AUGUUGGUCUCUCCUCGCCACCUCUCGUUUUUCGGGAUAACGGCAUUCCUGCUCUUCCUCAUCGUCUCGUUGCACAAAUGGCGACCGCCAUCACAUUCGAUGGCUAGUGUACCACCACAUGCGCCUAGUCCUAGUCCUAGUCCUCCGGACGGCAAUGCCGCUACAGACAUCAAUCCCGUCGCGAGCGCCGGCAACUCAACUCUGGGUUUCCAAAAGAUCCUCGCUCUCUCCGCCGGGCCGUCCUGGCGAUCCCGAGGCCUACAAGCCGCCGCCGAACUGACUGGUCUCCAGAUCGAGAUCCCAGCCCAACCACCCAUCAACCCCGACCUCGUCAACGCCUACCAGACGAUGGGGCCAGCCUCGGUCGAGCACCCGACGCACGGCGCCAGCAUCGCCUGGCUCGCGCACCUCGACCUGAUCAAACACGUGCUGCAAUCCAACCUCGACACGGCGCUGAUCCUCGAAGACGACGUCGACUGGGACCGCGCCCUGCGCGAGCAAAUGGUGCGCACCGCCUCCGCUGUGCGCAAUCUCACGCAUCUCCCUCCGCACCAGGAAAGCGACGCGCCGUACGGCCGCGCCUGGGACGUGCUGUGGAUCGGGCACUGCGGCGAGUACUGGGACGAGGGGGUGGAGACGGUCGUCUUCGAGGACACGGGCGUGUGUCCGCACGACAAGUACUUCGGCUGGGCCGGACAGUACGUGUCGCGGCUGCCGGACCGCAAACGCGCGGUGUACUGGUCGUAUAAUCCGGUGUGUUCGUUUGCGUAUGGAAUGACGCGCGCGGGGGCGCGCAGGGUGCUGGAGCAGGUGGGCGGGUCGCAGGAUGAGAGUUUUGAUGUCGCCAUGAUGCAUGCGUGUCGGCAGCGCCGGCUGGAUUGCAUUUCCGUUGUGCCGGAGGUUGUCCACCAGUACUUCCCGGCGCAGAAGUAUGGCGUGCAGAGUCUGGUGGAUAUUGGGAAUGGGAAGGAGCCGGGGCCGGCGGAUGAGGUGUUUGAGAGCGUGAUGGGCUCGACGGAGAAUAUCUUGGAGAGCGCGCGGUGUUUUGCGCUGUGGGGGAAGACAUGUCUGAGAUCUUGA
Molecule: messenger RNA, 1080 nt
Organism: Aspergillus terreus NIH2624
Lineage: Eukaryota; Fungi; Ascomycota; Eurotiomycetes; Eurotiales; Aspergillaceae
Exons: 2
Coding region: 1-1080 (359 amino acids)
Source: RefSeq, a predicted model, not a curated record